AUGAAAGAGGCCAGGGACCUGCGGGGUGCCAGGCCGCAGAUGACAGAUGCACGGGUGGAGGGAAAUCUCGAGAAACAAAAUAUGGAGUUCUUCAGGCCUGAUAAGGGGACAGUGACCGGCAUGGCACGCAUCGAGCAUGGGGCCCGCGGGCAAGGCAUCAGCAUAGCGUCCGAGCUGUAG
Penicillium macrosclerotiorum is the source of this 180-nucleotide messenger RNA. RefSeq lists its product as uncharacterized. The record is from RefSeq and is a predicted model, not a curated record. Lineage: Eukaryota; Fungi; Ascomycota; Eurotiomycetes; Eurotiales; Aspergillaceae. The transcript has a single exon. The coding region runs from base 1 to 180 and encodes 59 amino acids.